UACUGAGCUUUCACGAGCUGGAGUUCGGCCCUACGGCUUUACAAACUUUCACCUAUUUUGUGCUCACCACAACCUUAUGAGGUGUGUAUGCUGUUACCCCCAUUUUUCAGAUGAAGAAACUGAGGCACAGAGAGGUGAACUCACUUGCCUAAGGUCACACAGCUGGUAAGUGGCAGAGUCAGGUAGUCCGGAUCCAGAACCCACAGCGCCGGUGAGAUGGGGGGCAGGGGUGUGUCCCUCGGCCUCUCACCGUGUGAGGUUGCCUGGUUUUGAGGGCGAGGAUGUGCCCCACGUCCAUCCCCGAUCUGGAUACUAAUGCUGUGCAUUUUCCCCAGCUCCUCUCGGGAAGGCUGGUUCUCUCAGUGAACUCGUCAGGCAGGGAAGGAGGGCAGAGGAUCCAAGAGCCGGGCCAGGGGGCUUGGCUGCAGUCCCCAGUCCCGCCUCCCCUGCUCUUAACUGCAGACCCUACGGUGGGGACCAACAGACCCCAACGGGAAGGAAACAGGCCCAGGGAGAUCUUCUGCCACACCUGCCGUGGCUCCGCCUGCCCCAGGGCUCACCACACCCCACCCUCCCAGCCCAGUGGAUUUGCAAAAGAGACGAUACAGCGCACACGCAAACAAUAACCAACCCUGUGCGCUUCCUGGCAUCGGGUGACUGUUUGGUCAAGAGCGUCCUUCCUCUUCGUAUGCCUGCUGGACACUCCCAAUGUCCUCCGGCUGCUGCUGGUUCAGGGGGCCACUCCCAAGCUCAGCCCCAGGCAGACCCCCGACUCCCGCCGCCAGGGAAAACACCCAAGGAUCCAAGGGAGCCGGCCGCCGAGACCUGCCAGCCUGGGCCCAGUGGCUGCCCUCUGCCAGCUCAAAGUCACCUUUGCACCAACUCCUCUGCUGGCCAGCCAGAGCCAGCCCGGAUCCCCUCCCGCUCAGCUUGGCAGGAACCAGGAACCAGCCCCUAUUGGGCAAUCAUUAAUUGGAUUCUUAACAUUCCUCUGCCCCAGGUCAGCUUGGAAAACAUGCUCCCUGGAGGAGGAGGAACCAAGGCCCAGGACCAGCAUUUGGACAUGCAGCUGACGGGCAAGGUGGUGCUGUCCACUGUCGCCCUGCUCCUGCUGACGGUUGCCUAUAGGCUAUACAAAUCCCGGCUGGCCCGGGCCCCGCUGUGGGAUAGGAACACCAAGGCUGAAGCCGAGGAGGAGGCAGAGGGCUCCGGGCAGCCUGCCAUCCCAGGGGCUGCUCCCGGGGCGCCACACUGGGGUCCGAGACGCCGGAGGGGAAGCAAGGGGGCCGGAGCCCCGCUGGACUGCAGCUGGGAGAGUCCGAGGGGCUCCCGAGUCCUGGAAACAGAAGCCUCUUCCAGGGACUCAGAAGCCAGAGAGACUCAGAAGCCGGAGAGGAAGGGCGCUGGGGAGGAGGCGAGUGGGCAGCGCCUGGGCUCGGACCUGGCACCUCCCCGCGGCAGUGACCAGGAGGCUGGAACGGCUGUUGGCGGUAAGCCCCAGCUGCCCCACCCCCCCCACUUGGGCAGUGAACCCGAAAGCUCUGCAGCCAGCCUUGCAGCGGCAGACGGCAGCGGGGUGGGUGGGGAAUCUGCUCCAUGGCAGGACGGCAGACCCCCUGAGCAGCCAGGGGCCAGGCAGCAGGAAGCCCCCAACCAGUGCUGGAUGGUCCACUCGGAAGGCAGCAGUGACAUGAACAAGAGCUGGGUCUUCACCCGAGUGACGGGUGUGCGCAAGGAAGAGGCUGGGGCCCUCCAGGCUGCCUCGGACAUGAGCCUGGCCCUGUGUCAGCAGGAGGGGGCCAUCACCGCCUCCUAUACCUUCUCAUCGGUGGCCCGGGUUCGAGUGGAGGAGAAUUUCAUAUGGAAGGUGGAGGGGACCAGGCCCAGGCUGAAGGGCAAGGUGUAUGAUUAUUAUGUGGAGUCCACCUCCCAGGCCACGUCCAGGGGCAGGCUGGCUCCUGGGACAUCAGCCCUGGCUGAGGCUCCACCCCCUGUGCCACUGCCAGGGCCCCCUGGAGCAGGGGCAGCCUCGGAAGGCCCCUCUGGUGACACAGACGGGAGAGCUGACGCAGCUGCCUCCUCCCAGCCAGCACUGUCGCCCCCCACGCGGGGCCUCAGCAGGAAGGAGAGCCUCCUUCAGAUCGCGGAGCACGCGGAGCUUCAGCUGCCGCUCGACGGCUUCGGGGCCCCCACUCCAUCCCGCCUAGACCAGAGCGCUCUGCCCGGUGGCCCCAUAUCCCAGGAUUCUCUCAGGUCCAGCUCCUCUAGAAGCAGCCAGGAGUCCCACGUGCAGCUCGUGGCCGGAACCAAUUUCUUCCACCUGCCAAUCGCCCCCAGUUCAGCCCCAGACGUCCACCUGGAUCUGGGUAAUUGCUACGAGGUGCUAACCUUGGCCAAGAGGCAGAAGCUGGAGACCCUCAAGGAGGCAGUCUACAAGGUGAUGAGCGACAACUACCUCCAGGUCCUGCGUAGCCCGGACAUCUACGGGUGCCUGAGUGGGGCAGAGCGGGAGCUGAUCCUCCAGCGACGGCUCCAGGGCCGCAAGCACCUGGUGGUGGCCGACGUGUGCCCCCUGGAAGACUCUGGCCGCCUCUGUUGCUAUGACGAUGAGCAGGACGUCUGGCACGUGCUGGCCCGUCUGCCCCCCGAGGCUGUGUCCUGGGGCUGUGCCAUCUGCAGUCUCUUUAAUUAUCUCUUCGUGGUGUCCGGUUGCCAGGGGCCCGGGCACCAGCCCUCCAAUCGCGUCUUUUGCUACAAUCCGCUGACUGGGAUCUGGAGUGAGGUGUGCCCGCUAAACCAGGCCCGGCCACACUGUCGGCUGGUGGCCCUGGACGGGCACCUGUAUGCCAUUGGGGGCGAGUGUCUGAACACGGUCGAGUGCUACGACCCUCGCCUGGACCGCUGGAUCUUUGCCCCGCCUCUCCCCAACGACACCUUCGCCCUGGCGCACACGGCCACGGCGUGUGCCGGUGACAUCUUCGUCACGGGUGGCACGCUGCGCUACCUGUUGCUCCGCUUCUCAGCCCAGCAGCAGCGCUGGCGGGCCGGCCCCACGGCGGGCAGCAAGGACCGCACGGCCGAGAUGGUGGCGGUCAACGGCUUUCUCUAUCGCUUUGACCUCAACCGCAGCCUGGGCAUCGGCGUGUACCGCUGCAGUGCCAGCACACGCCUCUGGUACGAGUGCGCCACGUACCGGACCCCCUACCCCGACGCCUUCCAGUGCGCCGUGGUGGACGACCUCGUCUACUGCGUGGGGCGCCAGCGCACCCUCCGCUUCCUGGCCGACUACAUCUCACCCAGGUUCAUGCCUAAGGAGCUGCGCAGCCUCCCCUCCCCGCAGGGCACCCUUCUGCCCACCGUCCUGACGCUGCCCGGCCCCGACGUGCCUCAGACCAGGGUCUAGCCGCCCCUCUGCUGGGCUCCUCCUGCAAAACUGGGUGGCAAGAGCACCCCCUACUCACCACUCUACUGGCCGUCUCUGGGAGAGCAGGUGGCCCAGGAAUGUGGCCGGCAGGAGGCGAAUUCUGAUCCGGCCUCCUCCGCUGCCAGGAGUCCUUAGAUGCAUCUCUACCCCAGUGGGAUGCAGAGGCCCAGUGUGAAAACAGAACUAGGAACUGGUGUCCUGAGGCCGGGGCACCCACGUCUGCAGGGACGACCGCCACCUUGCUCCAAAUCUGAACCCUUGGGGGGAGGCACAUUAGGACCCCACCAAAGUUCAGGGGCACAGCCUUAUCACAACUGUGAUUCCGGGCACCAUUCGACACCCAGGGACCCCUCAAGCUGACCCCACAAGAGAUGGGCCAGCUCACUAAAAGCCACCAGGUCCCCUUCCUAAAUGUUGGCCACUGGGCCUCCACUUCCAAGGUUCCUGGAAGCAUCUGGAACAUACGGGUGGGAAGAAUCGAGGGUGGUGGUUCUGGCAGGACCGAGAAGGAGCCCAGGGGAGCCCCUGGGAGCCCAGCAGAGGGAGAGAUGGAUGGAGAAGGAGAACAGCUCAAGAUGGAGCCACCCACGGGGACGCUUGCCCUCAGAGUAAGUUAACCAAAGCCCACUUCACUUUUUCUAAUUACCUGGAAUUCUAAUAUACUGGAAGGAGGAGAAAUCUCCAUUUUUAGCAGCCAUUGGAAAAGGUACCUCUCCUUGUAGUGGUCGCCCAGGAGCACAGUUGAUUGUAUCUAUAAGGUCUCAGGAAAAGGAGGAGGGGAUGUGGUCCCACCACCCUCCUCCCGGGCCCCUGCUCACAGCCGCUGUUAACCGACCCCUGUGCUCUCUGCCCAGCUCUCAGAACCCUUCACAGAGCAGCUCGCCACGCACCCAGCCCUCACGUCUGGGAGCUGAAGGCAGCCACGACCAGCCAGCCCUUCCGGGCUGGUGAGAGGCAAUAGCGUAAUGUGCCCUCUCUGUGCCAUGUGCUCGGCUGGUCUGCCUCGUCAGGCAGGAGAGAACCAGCGAGGGGCAGGUCCAGGAUGAAGCUGAGCAACUAGAAAACUCGAGUGGCUCAUCAGGAGUCUGGGAACUCCUUUCACAUCAGCUUCGGUAAGUUCUCAAAGCGGGGAGACCCUCCAACCUCAGGAAGUUGUUCUUCCCGGAGGUGAGGGAGAAAGGCUGGUCCAAUCCAUCACCGCAGCCCUGCUCCACCUCCGAGGGAGCUGCCUAUCCUGACAGCAGAGCAGCCCUGCUCUGCAUCCCAGCCAGAGCAGGGACCUGGGACUACUUCGAAAGUGACAAGCAGCAUGGAGGAAAGCAGUAGAUACGUGGGACGACCCAGGGCAGGGCCUGACAGGUGGAGACAUAAGGAUGCUUUGGACUUCAGUGUCCCUAUCUGGAAAAUGGGAAGAACAAUCAGUGUCCUUCUCUGCCUGGGGAUAAACAAGAGCUCCUGGAGGUAGGGGUGGGGAGGAGGUGAGGGGGGAUGCGAGUGUUGGGGGUGGGAGGUCCUGGCAGGAGCUUGUAUUCACUACAGCUGCUAGGGCUGAGCUGGAGUCUUUCCGGAAGAUGCAGGAUUGAAACAAAGAAUGAGAAAGAGGUUGCAUGGAGCCAAGGACUUUUACUGGACCGCACAAGGACGCCUUCCCGAUCCGAGAGCCUGGGACUGGGGGCUGCUUAGUUUAUUCCUGAGUGGGAGGCUGGGAGAGGACUACGGCUGGCGCCUGGGGAGAGUGCCCCCCGCCCACCAAGGCCAUGGUCAAGCUCAGAGUCCCAACACUCAGGCAUGAAUCUCCAGGGGACCCACGUGGAGGAGGUGCCUCGGUGGCAUGACUAGGAGGUGGCAUCGCAUUGUAAUCCCAGGCUUGGGGAGGGUUUUCUUGGGAGGAGAGUCCCAUCUGGAAGCUGGGGCAGGUGGAGCCAGGUCCAGCCCCCAGGGACAGGCCUCCUGUGAGGAGCCAGGCAGAGGACAAGACCAUGACCAAGCUGGAUGGAGUGCAGGAGAGGGCUCCAAGCCAAGGGUGAACUAGGGAGCACUCUGAGAAACUUCCAGAGGCCCACUGCAUACAGAUGGUAGGGACUAGGGAAAUCAGUCCAGGGAUAAGGCAGCAAAGUUGGUUCCAGACCCAGUGAUGGCCCAUAAGAUCUUCAGGAUGAGAGGGAGAGCUGAGAUUUGGGCCUGGGCUGAGAUGGGAAAUAUGUGGCACAUUUUGUCUGCCUCCCUGUGGUCCCGUGGCAGACAUCACUAAUCGAUCACCAUGUCUUUUCCUGUUGAGCCCUUAUAAUGGGCUCAGAACUGUUUCAACACAGGGCCCCAGAAGAUACGGAUAGAUUAGAGCUAGUGUGUUUUUCAUCGCUGGGCUGGGUCUCCAGAUCUGGGUUAGGGACAAGAGUGGUCAAGACCAUCAUGGUAGGGCAUGGUAGUUCAGGGGGCCUGCAAAGACCGCCUGGGGCCAUGAUGGUCGAGUUCAUUUCCAGAAUGUUUAGGCCAGGCACUGAUCCGGGAGCCAGAGCCCCAGCUGAUCCUUGCCCCGUGUAGCUCACAUUCUAGCAGAGUAAAAUAGGCAAUUUCGAAAAACAAACACACAAGUAAAUAGAAGCCAUGCUGCAUGCAUGCCAUGGAGAGAGAGAAGGCAGGGGGGUGGGACAGUGUGAUCAGGCCUCCUGGUUAGGUAACACUGGGCAGAGGCCUCAAGGGGAAUCCGGGAGACGCAUGGACCAGGGCUGGCUCAGGACAGGGGAAGGCUGGCCCUGCCACCGGAAGGGCUUUGUCACGCUGGUGGGGGAGGGCACCUCUGCCUCUUAGGAGCAUCUCGGUGUGUGAAGGAGACCCAUCAGUUUCCUGUAAGGGAGACAAUUCUGUUCCAUCAACAUUCAUAAAAGAGGCUCUUUGCAGGGAGAUAAGCUGUGCUUCCAAGAGAGACGCAGAGUUGCACAUUUAGGGGUGAGAGUCAAAAUAAUCACCGGGUCCUCACAGACACCGGACCUGGCAGUGUGGCUGGGGGUCAGCCCGCUCAUAUGACCCCAUGGGGCCAGAGUCUAGGAUCUCCACUUGACCUUGUUUAAUAGCCUGCUCUGUAGACCUCUAGCCCUCAGCCUCAGAGUGGCCUGUGUGUCACAGGGCUCCUCCCAGGGUCAUCUGUCCUGCUUUCCCACUAAGAGCUCUUUCUUCUUUAAAAAAAAAAUCUUCAGUUUGGCUUGCUUUCCACGUUAGGUUAACCAUGCCAUUAUAGAAAAAAAAUUGGAAAAUAGAGAAAAGUAUAAAAACUCUGCCCAAUUUCGCCCCUGCUGUGACACGUGGCCCUCCCGCCUGUUUCUUCUGUGCAUAAUUUUUGUUUGGCUUGAUUUUUGCCUAGGUGUGAUUAUGCUGAAUAUACAAUUCAGCUGCUUCCUUUUUUUCACUUAGCUUCUUAGAAUAAGCAUUUUCCUGUGUUAUUACAAACCCUCGGUAAACAUCAUUUCAAUUGUUGCCCAAUAUUCCAUCGAGUGGAUGUGCCAUGGUUUAUUUAAAUAUUCUCCCCUCCCUGUCGGGCCUGUAGAUUAUUUUUUUCUGUUGGUUUCUUUUUCCAUCAUAAAUAAAACGUCCUUUGUUUUCUCGU
This is a messenger RNA of Equus quagga, 7025 nucleotides long. It is a transcript of the gene KLHDC7A, whose product is annotated as kelch domain containing 7A. Gene Ontology annotation, molecular function: protein binding. NCBI's taxonomy places the organism in Eukaryota, Metazoa, Chordata, Mammalia, Perissodactyla, Equidae. The transcript has a single exon. The record is from RefSeq and is a predicted model, not a curated record. Bases 689 to 3403 code for a protein of 904 amino acids.